This is a messenger RNA of Trifolium pratense (red clover), 3118 nucleotides long. RefSeq names its product protein SMAX1-LIKE 4-like. The coding region runs from base 443 to 2944 and encodes 833 amino acids. The transcript has 3 exons. NCBI's taxonomy places the organism in Eukaryota, Viridiplantae, Streptophyta, Magnoliopsida, Fabales, Fabaceae. The record is from RefSeq and is a predicted model, not a curated record.
AGUCCAUUUUCUUGAUAACAAAGGGGUAAAAUAAAAAUAUGUGAGAACUGUUAACUGCACUACAAAUUAGAGAGAGAGAGAGAGAGAGAGAGAGAGAGAGAGAGAGAGAGAGAGAGAGAGAGAGAGAGAGAGAGAGAGAGAGAGAGAGAGUGAAAAAGCAAAAAACAAAAAACAAAAGUUGCCUCUUUAAACUAAAACAAAAAGAGAAUUAAAGAAAAAAGAAAAGUGAUGAGUGACAAGAAGUAUAAAGAAAGAAGUGAGGCAUAGUUCUUGUAUUUCUAAAACCUAUUUGCUAGACCUUUCAUUCUCUCUCUCACUCUCUCUCCUUUUGAAACUCAUUCAGUUAGUUCCAUAGUUCUGUGUAAUAGAAAAAAGAGAGUAACGAAACCAGCUUCCUAAGACAAAUAGGGAGGUGUAUAAGGGGGGGUGUAUAUAUCAAGUGAUGCGCUCAGGAGGUUGUGCAUUGCAGCAGACCCUCACAGCAGAGGCUGCUUCAGUUUUGAAGCAUUCUCUUGUGUUGGCUAGAAGGAGAGGCCAUCCACAGGUCACUCCUUUACAUGUAGCCAUCACUUUGCUAACCUUAAGAUUAAGUUCUUUCAAAAGGGCAUGUCUUAAAUCUCAUCAAUCUCACCACCAAACUUCACAACAUCCACUUCAAUCUAGAGCUCUUGAGCUUUGUUUCAAUGUAGCUCUUAACAGGUUACCAACUACACCUUCUCCUUUGAUUCACUCUCAGCCUUCACUUUCCAAUGCUCUCAUUGCUGCAUUGAAAAGAGCACAAGCCCAUCAAAGAAGAGGUUCCAUAGAACAGCAGCAGCAACAACAGCAGCAGCAAACAGUUCUUACUGUGAAAGUUGAGCUUGAACAGCUUAUUAUAUCUAUUCUUGAUGAUCCUAGUGUUAGUAGGGUUAUGAGAGAAGCUGGAUUUUCUAGCACUCUUGUUAAGAACAAUUUAGAAGACUCUUGUUCACCUUCUAAUUCUGUUUUUAAAUGUUAUAAUAGUUCUGGUGGUGGUGUGUUUUCAUCUCCUUGUUCACCUUCUACUAGUGAGAAUCAUAGAGAAACCAUUAACCUUAGCAAUUUCAGACAGAACCAUUUCAUGGCUGCUACUACUGCUAAGUACAAUUCUUCAGAGUUUAACUCAGUUCUGUUUUCUCCACCAAAGAGAACUGAGUUGAUGAAUACAUCAACUGGACUUGGCUUAACCCUUCAUUCUUCUUCCAGUGUUCUUGAUUCAAAGAUGACUAUCUCUCAGAAUCUAUCUCAUCAUAUGAUGGAAACAAAGCCCUUUAGUAGUAAUAAGGAGCAAGAGGAUAAGCUUAUUUGCUGUGAAGAAUGUGCCUCAAAUUAUGAAAAAGAAGCUCAAUUUCUCAAACCUGAACAGAACAAAACAUUGCCUUUCUGGCUUCAGUCUCAUGGCACAGAAGAACAAAAGAAGGAUGGAUUAACUGAGCUGAAAAGAAAAUGGAAUAGACUGUGCCACUGCCUCCAUCAAAACAAACAGCAUCAGAACCACUGGAACUGGAGCAACAAUAACAGUUCAAACCCCAACAACUCAUCAAGUUCCAUAUCUUAUACCUCCAAUCUUACACCUCGAUUCCGUCGCCAACAAUCAUGCAGCACUAUUGAGUUCAAUUUCAAUGAUAAUAGGCAAGCAACAAAGCCAGUCUUUGAUUCCCUUGUAAGCAUGGAAGGUAAAGAAGUAAAGAUCAGUCUUACACUUGGAAAUGGUGAUUCAAGUGAAAAGGUGGGAAAUAUAACUGAUACAAAACUGCAACAAGCUCAUGUUUGUAAACUAUUGCAGGAGAAUGUGCCAUGGCAAUCUGAAACUAUUACUUCAAUAGCAAAGGCCUUAACCGAUACCAAAUCAACGAAACAAAGUGAAACUAUAUUUACAUGGUUUCUUUUACAAGGCAAUGAUUUCAUAGGCAAAAGAAGAUUAACACUUGCUAUUGCAGAAUCAGUUUUUGGUUCAGCUGAUUUGGUCCUUCAAUUGGAUAUGCUAAAAAAGGAAACUUCAAUAGCCCCAUUUUCUGAAAUGCUAUUAGGAGCAUUAAGAACACAUCAACAACUUGUGGUUUUAAUAGAAAAUGUUGAUUUUGCUGAUACCCAAUUCAUGAAAUUUCUCUCUGAUGGAUAUGAAAAGGGAAAGUUUGAAACUUUAAGUAGCAAAGAAGGGAAUUUAGGUCAAGUAAUAUUCAUAUUGACAAAAGGUGGAUCCACAAGCAUUGAAGAGAAGAACAAAAAACCUGUUAUCAAUUUGUUAUGGCAAAUCAGUGAAAUUAAACCUAAUUUCUUGAGCCCCAAGAGAAAAGCUGAAUUGGAUUUGUUUUCCAAAAUCAAGAACCCUAGAAUUGAAGAGAAUGAAAAGGGGUUAUUGAUUUCUGAGCAAGGAAGCAAAAAGACUGGAUUUUUAAGACAAUCAAGCUUUAACAGUAACACUAACACUCUUGAUCUGAACAUGAAAGCUGAUGAAGAAGAAGAAAAUGGUGAAGGUAAAGAAAAAAGGGAAAGUAGCUCAAUUUCAAGUGAUUUAACUAGAGAAGCUAUAGUUAAUCCAUUGAACUCAAAUGGGUUUCUUGAUUCAAUUGAGAACAAGUUUGAGUUUAACACAAAUUCAGAUAAAGACAGAGAAAAGACAGAAUUUUUUCUGUUUAAAAUUAAAGGGUCAUUUGAAGAUGUUUGUGGUAAACAAAAAGUGGUGAAUUUAAGUGUAGAUGAAAAAGUGAUUAAAGAAAUGUGUUUGGGGUGUUGUUGUUUUUUCACUAACAAAAUGUUUGAGAAAUGGCUGAAAGACAUUUUUCAAAGCAGUUUAGAAACAGUUAACUUUGGAGGGAAGGAGGGUAUACAUUUUAGGCUUUGUUUGGGUGAUAGAAAUUGGGAUAGUGGGUUUAUGGGUUCUUCUCUACCUAAGAGUAUUCAAGUUAACUACUUGGUAGAGUAAAGUAAUUUUGGGUACUUAAGGGUUUUCUUGUAAAAUUGUCCACAUGGUGUAAAAUGGGAUAGUUUGUGACUUUGUGUAACUUCUAAAUUUCAUAGUAGUAUGUGUCUGUUUUUAUCCUUAAUUCUCUUGUAACCAUUAUGUUUAUGUUAAUCAAUUUUUGCAGUUUAAUUCUAA